Messenger RNA from Lineus longissimus, 6374 nucleotides. RefSeq names its product tribbles homolog 2-like. Gene Ontology annotation, cellular component: nucleus. Gene Ontology annotation, molecular function: ATP binding; protein kinase activity; mitogen-activated protein kinase kinase binding. The record is from RefSeq and is a predicted model, not a curated record. Gene Ontology annotation, biological process: positive regulation of proteasomal ubiquitin-dependent protein catabolic process; regulation of MAP kinase activity; protein phosphorylation. Bases 952 to 1968 code for a protein of 338 amino acids. Lineage: Eukaryota; Metazoa; Nemertea; Pilidiophora; Heteronemertea; Lineidae. The transcript has 3 exons.
ACUAAAAUUUCACAAUGGCAUCCAUCGGUUCAUCGUGCUGCUGCAAAAUUUAAACGGGAAGGGACUUUACCCCUUCCCUUGAGUCAAACUUAUGACAGUGUGACGGUGUGGAAUCAUCAGAGGAACAGCUUGCGGAGUUUGGGGAGGAUUAAAGGCCCAAGUGCGGAGAAAACUGUGAUCUAAGGUGAGGCGGAACUGCGAUCGUUCUGCUUCGAAAACUCCAGGAUCUGAUUCACACACAACGUACACACUCGAUUUGCACUGGUAUGUUUCGUCAUCUCGAUGAAAUUUGGUAGAAACUCUUGGUCAUCAUUUGUCAUUAUGUAUAGUGUACUGCAUAUUUUACGGAUCUCAUACACGGAUACACGACCCAUGGACUGUUUUUAGGACUACGAUACUCUGGGGAAAACGGUUAUCACGCACUUUCUUUUUGCGCAGUGCUGCAGAAAAUUCAACGAGUCGUUCUGUUAAUAUUCAUUGUAAACAGUCACAGUGCAGAACAAUAGUGAUUUCAUAAUUUCACAAUUCUUCAGAUGGUUGAACAAUCAGAAGUCGUGUUAUAUGUAUUGCUAAUGUUAGAUUCGAUUCAUGGUGCUAAAACGAUUUCAUAAUCAACCAUAUCUCAGGGAUUGCAACUUGACUUUGUAACAAAACGUGUGAAACCAAGCUGCUUCUUUUUUAACACUCGAAGAGGGUGUGAACAGUUUGUGUUGAUUUGUCACAGUGUGUCCGAGUGACUGUUCCCCAGUACACCUAUGCCCCUCACUUGACAAUAUUCAUCAAUGCUAAUAAUCUGUGAUAAAAUUGUGGAUAGUUUGCGUUUCCAUAUUACUUCUGUAGGUCUAUCCCAAGGCGUGAAACUGUAAAGUUAGGACCCUUUUCAAACACCUCAGGUUUACUGUAAUAACUAGGGCCAACUUUUGUUCUCAUCUUUCCUCGGUGUAAAUAUACAUGAGUCUCAUCAGGACUCGGCCGAGGCCUCUACUUAUUCAAAAUGGACCACGAAAGCAUGUGGACUUUGAGCCACCACCCAGUGUAGCAGGAAAUUUAAGUCCGGACUUGCAACCGAAUAGUCCACCUAUUUUUCCGACAAAUGACUGUCAAAAUGUGUUACAAAUCGGGAAAUAUAUACUUCAAAGGCAGCUGGAAGCAAAUAAUUUAUAUAAGGCGAUCAAUGUUGAUAAUCGGGAGGAGUAUGUGUGCAAGGUGAUAAGUGUGGACAAAUAUCGAGAGACUCUCGCCGCCUACUGGCGCUGCGACUCGCACCAACAUAUAAAUGAGAUUAAAGAAAUUCUAUUGGGCGAGACCAAUGCGUACGUUUUCUUUGAAACAAGUCACGGCGACCUUCACAGCUAUGUGCGGGACAGACGGAGACUCAAGGAGGAGGAGGCCAGUAGGUUAUUUGCACAAAUCGUUUUGGCGGUGGACGAGUGCCAUGAAAACGGCAUCAUUCUACGAGAUUUGAAGCUUCGGAAAUUUGUGUUCAAGGAUAAAGAGAGAACUCAGUUGAAACUAGAAGGAUUAGAAGAUUCUUGUGUUCUUGAUGACGACACCGAUGACUCGCUGAUGGAAAAACAUGGCUGCCCAGCAUACGUUUCGCCAGAAAUACUCAACACGAACGAAUGCUACUCGGGAAAAGCUGCUGAUAUCUGGAGUCUGGGUGUGAUGUUAUAUACCAUGUUAGUUGGACGCUACCCGUUCCAUGAUACGGAGCCUGGCGCCCUCUUUACAAAAAUCCGACGUGGGCAUUACACGAUACCAGAUACCAUAUCAUCAAGAGCGAAAUGUUUAAUUCGUAGUUUAUUACGCCGAGACCCACAAGAGCGGUUGUCUGGCAAUGAGAUUUUACGACAUCCUUGGUUCAGUAGUCGGUUUCCCUGCCGUGGACCGCUGCGAACGGAUUCAAAAGACUGCGACCAGACGGUGCCGGACGUUUUUGGAAUUGAUGACUCGUCAUUCUUCCUUUAGCAUAGAGAUGUUUUAGCAAGUUGUAGAAUUGAUUUCAUCUCUAUUUAGUUUACCAGAAUCGCCCAGAUAUAAAAUGCAAUGGGCGACGUUUAAAGUUGGUGUCAACACCAGUGUUCAUUUUGUAAAAAUGUUCACAGACGCCGAUGCUGACAUUAACUUUAAAGCCACCCGAUGUUGUCUUAGAGAAAACUAUUGAUAACCUGAGCGACUUUGACAAACUUUGGCGAAAUAUCGAGUUAUUUAAAUUGUUAUCGGUCUUGAAUUUGCCAUGCGCUGUUUGGGGAAAUAUUGCGAUUGGUCAAGAAACGUAGACUCAAGCUGUCUUACUUAGCCACAGACCACUAACUUCCAUCUGCUUCACACUAUAUUCCGGGUGUAGUUUUUUGUGAAUAAUAUGUGCAAGUGUUCUACUCACAUGAAAUUGUUGGAAAAUUGCGAAAAACUUGGGCAAGCAUUGUUACAUCAAUUCAGAGCGGAACUUGGACCAUCGGAUUGAAAAGUCGCUCCUCAAAAAUUCCUUUUCAGUGAAUGGUUUAUCCAAGACAAAGAUCCAGAGAACUCUAUCUUCACUUCAGUAGUGUUUAUUGUUAUUGUUGGUUGUUGAUAAAAUUACAAGUGUGGCACUGCAAACCAGACGUUGUGCGUGGUACCGCUGUUGGCCACCAGGGGGCAUUGCCAGGUAUCGGAGAGUGCACUUGCUCUAUAUUAGAGAUGAUACUUUGUAUCCUUGUACCAAGCUUUGUGUGAAUAUUGUCAAUAUGAAAUAUCCCCUUCCUUCUCCUGAAAAGUUGACCGCACUCUGCCUAAAAAUAGCAAAUUUUGACAACUCAGAAUUAUCUUUUAGUCAGAGUGUGGGCUAACUUUACCCUGAUUCAUGUACAUUAUGAUUGUUAUUCUGUCUUCAUCUCAUGUUGUACAAUCGAAAAUGGCAAAAGGCUGCAGGAAUGAAGGACUUUAUUGUCAGAAGUUGGUAGUACCGCUAAUAGUUUGCCAUCCAAUACAAUACAGAACCUUCUGUGUAGUGGACCACUAAACUUAACUGCCACCUACCGGUAAUAAAGUCCUUCGUUGAUUUUAGGAAAAAAUUUUGCAUGUGCUCUGACAUCUGUAGCAUAACAUGAUGGUUUCUGACUUGAAGUUCUAGUAGUGUGUACUACAUGUACAUUGAUUUGUAGUAGUUGCAUGCACUGCAGCGCAUUCUUGCAUGUGCUAAUGACUGUGUGGUACAGAUGCUUUAGGAAAUGUACAAUACAAGUUGCCAAAGAAGCCAUGAGUCUCCACACUUGGGCAGGAAGACUUAUGUGUUGUGUCAAGAGCAUUCUCUGGAGUUUGAUGAGGUCUGCAUGCAUGUACUUGAUUGACACUCUUAACAUGACAAACUUCUGUGGGGUAUUAUGCAUAUUUUACUAUGAAAUUUGAAACCGGAGCACCUUUUUCUCCUCUUGCAAGUCAAGAGUUUAAAGUCAAGAGUUUAAAGGCCUACGCUGUUAAAAAUUUUGAAUUUGUAAUUGAAUUUAAAAAUGUCCAGUUGCGAAAAUACAUGUUGAAUAUAAUUUUCAACAUUGCCAUUGUGUUAACUGAUAUACAAAUACUAUGAAUACCAAGUUUAAACAAAUUUGUAUUCAUAAUAACUGCACUACGGCAUUGUGUAUUAGUGGAUUUCUAUUUAACUGGACCACAAGUAAUUAUGAACAGUGUACCCCUUUAACAAUGGAUGACAUACGCCUAGGCCAACCCAAAAAACUAAAAUCACCUUCUCAUCCCCGCCUGUCCUGAUUUUGGGCGCUGUCGAAAAUAUUUUUCUUUUCUUCUUCUACAUUGUGCCAUCACUCUUUGACAUUUUACAUUAGACCACAUGUUGCAGAGAAUUGGUGAUGGCACUUUCCCUACAAAAAUAUGAAAUUUGAAGUUGUUUAUUUUUUGUCUCAUCCCCCUCUUCCAACUGGAGUGGUAUACAUGUAAUUUCCAAAUGAAUCGCCUCAUCAUUUGCCGAGAUGCAACAGGCUAUUCCCAACACCUCGCGUGAUGUCUUGAGGCACAUUUUGGUUUCCUUGGCAACGAAACGACGGAGUCGGUCUUUUGCGUCAUGCAGAUUAAUGAUGUGGUGAGGGAAUGAAUCACAGAAGUGUUAACGUCAUCUUAUUAACCACUUCUUGAGUUACUGUGCGCUGGUUGGUUGCACUUUUACAGUACUCCCGGAAAAUUAUUGACUCGAAUCAUCGCGCUUGUGAAUCGAGGCUGCUUGGAUGCCUCAGAAGUGGCAGACAAGCAUUCUCACUAUGUACACUUUUGGAUGUAUGUGCAGUGUGGUCUCUUUAAAUAUCAACUAUCACCGCUUCCCCUACCACUCAAUCCAAGGUUAAUCCCUUCAUGUACUUGUGUUGUGUCUUGUUUAUUAUUUGGUUGUCUGCCGACUUUUGAGGGAAUGGUCUUUUUGGGAGGCGGAAAUUGACCCAAAAUGACUAUGGUAUCACAGGAUUUGAGAUGGAGGGAAAAAAUGGGGUUGGAGAUGCUAUCAGAAAACAGGCAAAAUAUGACUAACAGAAAGCGUGAUUUCCCUUGAAUAUUCUGAUCGGGAUGGCUGAUUUAAACUCAAACUAGCCCCUGCAGAUUAUUUGGAGCAGAGUUUUCUCAAAAAGCAAAAUUUCUUGAGACCAAAUUUCAUUUUCCGAGCAGAAAUGUCCAUUUUUGCCCCCCCCCCAAAAAACUACUUGCGUACAUAUAUUUGGAAGAAAGUUACUGUCAACAAGUGCAUGAAUUGCUAUUGGGAAUCGGAAUUGGCUUUUUUGUGUUUUUGUUCGGGUGUUUUGUAAUUUGUUUGAGUAUGUCUGUCCCUUCAUUGAAUGGUUUUGGUGUUCGUGAAAGGUAGAGGCCCUGUUGUGUCAAAAGUUCAAAAUGCUGAACAAUUUCAAGCCUGUACAUGUAUGUUGCAUGUUAGUACUUGUAGUGUGAGAAGAGCAGCCGUGAUUGAUAAUUAUGGGUAAGUCCAGGAAUCCUCCUUUGAAGAAUGUCUUUGGUAAUUAGUGUAAUAUCUUGUGCCCAGAUGGCAGCACCUCCUGGUCUAAUGCAGUUUAUGGAGAAAUUGUUGAGGGGGGUUAUUUUAUAUGAAAUGCUGUUUUUCUUUGAAACAAAGGUUUCAAAACAAAAAGGGAAAAUGUUUGGGUCAUAUUCUAGACUUUGGCGUUUCCAAGUUUGCUGCUCAUGCUGGCUCGCAGGCCUAUGAAUCAUGACUCGACUGGACUGGUACAUCUGUCUAAGUGCAGCAAGACAAUUCAAAGAGAAAGAGAGAAUUCAUGCACCAACUGAAAUCUGAAAGUAACGUUUUCAUGAAAAAGUUUAGUGGAGCAAAUCUGAUGUUUACUGUUGUUGUUUGUUCAAGUCAAAUAUCCAGUAUGGAGCCUUGUGCAUUGCAUCAAGUCUGUUUAUUACAGAAAUCCGUAGACAUUUUACUGGCAAAGGCCACUUUUUUACCUCUUAGGGUAAAGUACGGGUAAUUUAGAAUUUCAACAAAGUAUAAAAAGUUCAGGAUGAACGUCCUGCAGUAGGAGUUGAACUUCAUGUAAUUUUCAGGUUUUUAAACCGAUUAUUAUGAGAACUACUGUAGAAGAUUAUUUUCUGUGAUGUUAAAAUAGUUAAUUAAUUUAGGGAAUAAAAUUGACACGCGACUUCACAAGUCAUUAAAAUAAAAGUCAGUGGAGUUUCUGAUAAAGCCAGACACAGUCGUUAACUGUAAAUAUGUACAUUAUUGAAAGAUAUCUAUAGUUAAAGCACCAAUUCCACAAAAGCAAGAUCUUUUGAGAGAAGUGUUUGCUUUUAUUUUGGCCACUUUGACUUAAUCUCUAACAAGUUCUUGGUAGGCCUUCUUGUUGUCACAGUCUGUUGAUGGCCAUAGAUGACCUUGCUGUGGCGAGGUUUGGUUCCCGUCCCUGAACAUGGGUGUGGAUGGGGGGAGCCCACAGGUCCAAACUCGCCUGAACCAAGUGCAGUGAGGUUGAAUCUGGUCAUAAACCAAACUGAGCUAAAGAACAUGGAUGACAUGAAUUACCUUCACACCUUAAGACCCCUUCUCUGCAGGAAAUUGAGAAGUGUCCUAUUAUACUCGAACUGAAACAAAAAUUGCAAAAAGUUUUUAAAAGAAAAUUUUAUUUGUCGACAAACAUGGCUGAUGGAGCACUUAAUAUUGCUAAUCACCCUUUGAAUGCAUUUUAAAUAAAAAACUGUCUGCAAAAUAUUUGAAAAUAGGGCAUUGCUGUAUUAUGAGUUUGCACAAAUUUUGGUACAUUUUCUAAAAAUAAAGUCCACAGGGAUACAUGCAUAGUGAGGACUAAAAUGCAUCUGGUCUGUAUAUAAUAUUCUUGAGAAUUGCUGUCUAUUAGAGAAAAAUAAAAAAACAUUAUGAAAUAGAA